CAAGGUUUUAUUCGCUUUCCGCGCGGGGAAAUGCUUGGCUGGAAUCAGGGAGCAGCAGCUGAGCCUGUCAGCUGCCAGGGUUGAUGCAGCGAGGAGCUCGAGCAGCUGCCUAGGAAGCGUCUCAGGACGGUCGGCUGGGUUGAGUGCCCGCAAGGAGGAUGGUCCUUUUGUUCCUGGCCAGCCACUUUCUGCCUGGUUUUAUCUGCAUUUUUGCUCUCCAUGUCCGUGAGCUGCAAUCAGCUCCCUUCAAGGUGAUGGCACUGGGGCACCCCGUGGUGGCUGCCGUGGGACAGGACGUGGUGCUGCCCUGCCACAUCAUGCCGGAGCAGAGCGCCCGGGACAUGGAGGUGACCUGGUUUCGGGGACACUUCUCGCCCUUCGUGCACCGCUACAAGGCGGGAAGGGACCAGCAUGGCAAGCAGAUGCUGCAGUACCAAGGGCGGACGGAGCUGCUGCAGGACAGCCUUGACAACGGCAGGGUGGACCUGAAGAUCUUCAGCGUCCGCCUGUCUGAUGGAGGGAAUUACACCUGCUUCGUUCGCACCAAUGCAGGCUACGAGGAAGCCGUCCUGGAGCUGAAGGUGACAGCCGCCGGCUCAGCGCCGCUCAUCUCGCUGGAGGGCUACGAGGCUGGGGGCGUCCGGGUGGCGUGCCGGGGGGCCGGCUGGUACCCUCAGCCCCAGGUGCUGUGGAGGGACCGCUGGGGCCAGCCGCUGCCCUCUGCCUCUGAAAACGUCAUCCAGGACGCGAGCGGCCUCUUUGAGGCCGAGAGCACCGUGGUCCUCAGCCAGGCUGCAAACCUGUCCUGUUUGAUCCGGGAUGCCCUGCACCACCAUGAGAAGGGCUUGGCUUUUUCCAUGGCAGAUCCCUUUUUCCAAAACGCCCAUCCAUGGAAGAUCGCCCUGAGCCUGGUCGCCGUCGCCAUGGUCGUGCUCUUUAUUAUCACUGUUUAUCUAUUUAAAAUUAAAGGAAAGCACGAGGGAAAAAUCGCAAUGCAGGUGGCGGCGCUGCGGGCCCGCGACGCAGAAAUCGAGAAACAAGCUGCAGAAUUGGUAUGGAGAAGAUAUGCAGUGCAUAUAGAAGAAGUGAAGGUGAUUCUGGAUCCAGACACGGCCCACUGUGACCUUGUCCUGUCCGAUGACCGCAAAAGUGUGAAACGAGAAGACGUGCCGCAGGACCUCCCUGACAUCCCUCAGAGGUUUAUGCCAUGGCGCUGCGUGCUGGGCUGUGAAGGCUUCACCUCGGGGAGAUACUACUGGGAGGUGGAGGUGGUGGAUGGAGGAGGAUGGACUGUAGGCGUUUCUAGAGAAGAUGUGAGAAGGAAGGGCGAGAUCGAAUUUAAACCAGAAGAGGGCAUCUGGGCAGUGGGGCAGUGGGCAGGUCGCUUCCAAGCCCUCACCUCUCCUGAACGCACUUUCCUUACUGAAAUCCAGAGUCCCAAGCGGAUCCGGGUGUCCCUGGAUUACGAAGAGGGACGGGUGGCAUUUUUCAAUGUUGAUGAGGAGAGUCCACUCUUCACAUUUCCGCUGGUGUCAUUCAAUGGGAUAAGAAUCCACCCGUGGGUCUGGCUGGGUCCUGGGACAUGGCUCAAAAUGUGGCCCUGACAAAGGGAAGGGAGGAAAAGAAGACCUUUUUUUUUUAAUCAGACCUCAGUACCUCAUAGACUCACAGAAAUAGGUUGGAAGGAGCUUGUGGAGAGCUCUACUGCCACCUCCUGCUCGGAGCAGGGCUAACUUCAAGGCUAGAUUAGCUGGCGCUGAAUUUUCAGAACCUCCAAGGGGGGAGAUCCCACCGCCUCUCUGGACCUCUGUCUGGGGCUGCACUGCUUUCCGAGGGGAGAAUUGCUCCUCAAUACUUGGUCAAAAUUUCCCUGGUUGUGACUGUUGCCUUUCACGCUCACGCUUUAUCGUACAAAUGGCACAUGUCUUAAAUAGGGAGAAGUUUUUAGAUGCACAGAAUAAAGUAACUCCAUUGGGA
Messenger RNA from Dromaius novaehollandiae (emu), 1977 nucleotides. RefSeq names its product butyrophilin subfamily 2 member A1-like. Bases 159 to 1604 code for a protein of 481 amino acids. The record is from RefSeq and is a predicted model, not a curated record. Gene Ontology annotation, molecular function: signaling receptor binding. NCBI's taxonomy places the organism in Eukaryota, Metazoa, Chordata, Aves, Casuariiformes, Dromaiidae. Gene Ontology annotation, cellular component: external side of plasma membrane. Gene Ontology annotation, biological process: T cell receptor signaling pathway; regulation of cytokine production. The transcript has 11 exons.